Messenger RNA from Meyerozyma guilliermondii ATCC 6260, 1596 nucleotides. It is a transcript of the gene HEM14, whose product is annotated as oxygen-dependent protoporphyrinogen oxidase. The transcript has a single exon. Gene Ontology annotation, biological process: heme biosynthetic process. Lineage: Eukaryota; Fungi; Ascomycota; Pichiomycetes; Serinales; Debaryomycetaceae. The coding region runs from base 1 to 1596 and encodes 531 amino acids. The record is from RefSeq and is a predicted model, not a curated record. Gene Ontology annotation, cellular component: mitochondrial inner membrane. Gene Ontology annotation, molecular function: protoporphyrinogen oxidase activity, oxygen as acceptor.
AUGGCACCAACCAAACUACCACAAAAUGGACGGGUAGGGGUCAUUGGGGCCGGUAUAUCUGGUCUUUCGUAUGCGUAUUUUCUUAAGAAGCUUCGUCCAGACGUAAAAAUCACCGUUUUCGAGAAAUCGAACCAGCCUGGAGGAUGGAUCAGAACCAAGAAGCUCACGAACAACCAACAAAAUAUCAUAUUGGAGAAGGGACCGAGGACACUAAGAGGCGUGAGUGAUGGAACAUUGCUCAUAAUAGACAUACUCAAGCAACUAAACAUAGAAAAUGAACUUCAAGUCAUGAAAUCGACUUCGAUUGCAAACAGAAAAUAUAUCGUGGGACAAGAUCACCAACUUGUGCAAGUUCCGGGCUCGGUCAAAUCCUUUUUGAAGUUUUUGUCGAGCGGUGUUGUGUCUGGGAUCCCCACUGGAGCAAUUAAAGAGAUCUUUCAAAAGGUUUCAUCGACAGGAAAAGACGAGAGUAUAGAAAGCUUCAUUAAACGUCGGUUUAAAUCCACCGCAUUGACUGAUAACAUAAUGAGUGCUGUUCUACACGGAAUAUACGCCGGGGACGUAUCCAAACUUAGCGUGAACAGUGUGGUUCCCGGACUUGUGGCACUUGAAAAAGAUCACGGCUCAAUCGUGAAAGGUGCACUCAAGAACAUGUACAAAGCACUUACUGCAAAAAAGCACCAAAAGGACCUAGAAACCAGUUUGAAGGUGUAUGAGCAGCGUAUCUCGCCCCAGGCUGACCUUCGUGGCUUGGAAGCUAAACUCAAAGGAUAUCCAAUUGUCAAACUUAGGAAUGGACUACAAGAGCUACCACUUGCGUUAUCGUCGUACUUACAGUCACAAGCCAACGUGGACAUUUUAUACGAUACGACAAUUGAUAACGUGGACUUUAAGCAGUGUACCAUAAAGACGAGUAAUGGAACUAACAAAUAUGAUCAUAUACGAUCAACGAUCAACGUCAAGGCUUUGGCAUCACUAGCUCAGAAACUGGCUCUUACCGAAAAAUUUUCCAAAAUUGAGUAUGUUAGUAUCUUUAUGGCAAACAUUUACUCCCGAGAAAGACUUGUACCCAGAGAUCAGGAGGGAUUUGGGUUCUUGGUCCCAAAGUCAGUUCAUAAUCAAGAGAGACUUCUUGGCAUAAUAUUUGAUUCAGAUAUCGAAAAGAAUUCCCACAGCUUUGAGGGACAACCAGAGAAGUUUGAUGGUUACAGCAAGAUAACAUUGAUGAUGGGAGGACAUUUUUUCAGCGACGAAAUUCCCUCCAACUCUGUCAAUUUAAGAGCCGUGAAAAAGUGCCUACAACAAUAUCUCGGGGUGGAUAUCCUGCAAAAAAAAGUAAUUUUAAGAGACGAGGCAAAUGAAAAAGACACCAAGGUUACUCUAGAAGGUGAUGAUAUUCUUAUCUCGUACAAUUUGCAUAAAGACUGCAUUCCUCAGUAUAAUGUGGGGUAUAAGGCUAUCAAAGAGAAAACAGAAUUAUUGCUCGCUCUGGAGUAUAAAGGUACUUUAUCGCUCGGGGGAAUGUGUUUUGGCAAGGGCAUAGGUGUACCUGACUGUGUGAGCAAUGCCUUAGACAGUGCUAUUGAUCUUAGCUAA